This is a messenger RNA of Chlamydomonas reinhardtii, 1252 nucleotides long. RefSeq lists its product as uncharacterized. NCBI's taxonomy places the organism in Eukaryota, Viridiplantae, Chlorophyta, Chlorophyceae, Chlamydomonadales, Chlamydomonadaceae. The transcript is spliced from 3 exons. The record is from RefSeq and is a predicted model, not a curated record. The coding region runs from base 33 to 230 and encodes 65 amino acids.
ACGGCCGGGGCGUACCAUCUGCUCAAAGGGGCAUGGGAGGCCUACACGCUGGGCGGCCACGGCCACGCCUGCUACUCGCUAGCCCGAGGGAGGCUGCGGCGUUGGCACAGGCCGACGGCUACACGGAGCCCAGCUACACGGAGCCCAAGCGCAGCGUUAGUUCACCUGGCUGCCGCGGGCGCCGCAGCUGGGAAGUUGGUCGCAACACCGUUGGCCGGUGGCACCUUUGAUGCGCCGGAGAAGGCCGAGGUGGCGGCGCGGAUGUUGGGGAGUCGCGGCCGCGGCGGUCGUGCCAAGGGUCGUGCCACGAAGCCUGUCUGUCCAUGACGAAGAAUGCGAUCAGAAUGCGCCAAUGCGGGAGCGCACAGCGAGUGCGCCGCCGCUGACUGAAGCUGAUUCUGAGGCACAUACAGCGACUCGCCGGCAGAGAGUGGAUGCGGAAGAGCCGCCAGAAGAAGGAGGAGAAGCAGAAGGAGGAGACGGACGAAGGAGAAGGAGAAAAGGAGUGGUAGGAGUAAGGGAUAAGAAGGCGUAAAGAGAAGUCUUUAAUCACGUAGAAUGGUGGGCGGGCGGGCGGGCGAAGCAAUGGGGCCGAAGCGGAUAUUUGAUUCUGAGGUUUAUCCAUUAAACGCGGCCCACCCGAUCAGUGGAUUGUCGCAUACAGCAGCCGUGCCCGAAAGCCUUUUGCAGAUUUACACGGCGCGAGGCACGGGUUGCUCGCAGGUUCAAGUAGUUGCCAACAGGUCUGUUUAUUGGUAAACGAACGUAUUCGCAGUUACUGCAACAAAAUAAGAGAACUAUUAGCUUGAACACGCUUGGUUAGUCCUUGUUGUCAGACGGGUUGCCAACUUCUCGUCCCCAGGACGCUUUCGGGGCUUAUUUCAAGAUGAAGGCGUAAGCGAGAUGCAUGAUGGCUGUUGCAUUCGUCCAUUGAUGGAGGCCCGAUGUGUGAGGAGCGAACAUCGUGCACGGGCGUUGCGUUCUGCUGCCUUUAGUCCCAGUCAUGAUGCUGUUGGUUGAGUCGCCCGCGUUUGAAGGCACCGCGAUUGUUUUGUUGAACGUCCUUGUGCCCCCGCCGUUUCUGGCUCCAUCUUAGGAUUGCGCGGGUGCUCCCUGCCACGGCGCUGGGGCUCUUGCUGCUGGCAUCAAUAGCUAGCGCACGUGUGAUGCGAGGUACGCACCGUGGCGGAGGGCGGCUGUGUUAUGUGAGUGGAGUCAGGGGGUGGGGAGCGUUGGGGAGUCCCUGAGGCGC